GGGAGAUGCUGGGCCUCAAGGCCUCCCAGGGUCCCCAGGAGUAGCUGGGCCACAGGGAAGCCCAGGAGAGCAUGGUGCAGAUGGUGAGAUUGGACAGAAAGGUGAUCAGGGUCACCCUGGACUUCCAGGUUUCAUGGGCCCUCCAGGGAAUCCUGGUCCACCAGGAGCAGAUGGAAUUGCAGGAGCUGCUGGACCACCGGGAAUUCAAGGGCCACCUGGGAAAGAAGGUCCUCCUGGUCCCCAAGGCCCAUCAGGAAUUCCAGGAAUCCCGGGAGAAGAAGGCAAACAGGGCAGAGAUGGAAAGCCAGGUCCCCCAGGAGAACCAGGCAAGGCAGGAGAGCCAGGCCCACCAGGGGCAGAGGGAGCCCGCGGUCCACCUGGCUUCAAGGGACACACAGGUGAUUCUGGCCUGCCGGGUCCUCGGGGAGAGCCUGGUGCCACAGGGCCCCCUGGACCAGAAGGAUCACCAGGAAAAAAUGGUGAUACUGGACCUGCAGGACCACAGGGCCCCAGAGGGCCAAGGGGCUCACCGGGUGAUACUGGACCUGCAGGACCACAGGGCCCCAGAGGGCCAAGGGGCUCACCGGGUAGCAGUGGAUUACCUGGAUCCCCAGGAGACCCUGGCCAUCCGGGGGCACCAGGCCAGAAGGGAAGCAAAGGGGAAAAUGGCAGCCCAGGACUUCCUGGUUUCCUGGGUCCCCGGGGGCCUCCUGGAGAAGCUGGAGAGAAAGGAGCUCCAGGCAAGGAGGCAAGUAUUCCUCACUCCCGCCCUUUCCCAUGGAAUCACAGAUGGGCACCAAGCCUGGGAAGCCUGUCCAGGGCCCACAGCCCUGAGCUCCACCUACGUCAAUGUGCUUUUUGUACUUGGGGGUGCUCCUGGGAAGCCUGGAGAGCCUGGAUCCAAAGGAGAACAG
This is a messenger RNA of Nannospalax galili (Upper Galilee mountains blind mole rat), 914 nucleotides long. RefSeq lists its product as uncharacterized. The annotation marks the transcript as partial. The transcript has 15 exons. Lineage: Eukaryota; Metazoa; Chordata; Mammalia; Rodentia; Spalacidae. The record is from RefSeq and is a predicted model, not a curated record.